GGGUGGAGUAAAUCCAAAACGAAUGUGGACUCGUACACGAGGUGGGCGGGGAUUGAAGAGAAGGUGUGCCGGAGGCCAGCUGGGGGCGGGACUUCGUGCGCGGAGUCCGUGACGCGUCUGGGAGGGGGCGGGGUGUUACCGGCUCGCGGAGGUACCCGAAACGAGGUAAACGGAUCGGUCUCUGCGAUAUAAAGAAGAGCCGCUGCCUACUCCCGUAGCUCUUUGAGUCGUUGGCCUGGUAUUGAUCAUGUCUCUGAGAAGCAGGCUCUCGAGGCUUCUUCAGAAACAAGGGCAUUCUGUGCUCAAGAAAUCCGUUCACUCGGUGGCUGUGAUCGGAGCCCCGUUCUCUAAAGGGCAGAAGCGAAGAGGAGUAGAACAUGGUCCUGCAGCCAUAAGAGAGGCAGGGUUAUUGAAAAGGCUCUCCAACUUGGGUUGCCGGGUAAAGGACAUGGGAGAUCUGAGUUUCACCCCUGUGACCAAUGAUGAGCUCUAUAACAACCUGGUUGUGAAUCCUCGAUCAGUAGGCCUUGCCAAUCGGGAAUUAGCAGAAGCAGUUAGCAGAGCUGUGUCUUCUGGUCACCAAUGCCUCACUGUGGGAGGAGACCACAGUCUGGCAAUUGGUUCCAUUAGUGGUCAUGUCCGGCACUGCCCAGAUUUGUGUGUUAUCUGGGUUGACGCUCAUGCUGACAUCAACACACCUCUUACCACUUUGUCUGGGAGUCUGCAUGGACAGCCAGUUUCCUUCCUUCUCAGAGAACUGCAGGACAAGGUGCCAUCACUUCCAGGAUUCUCCUGGAUCAAGCCCUGUCUUUCAUCCCCAGAUAUUGUAUAUAUUGGCCUAAGGGAUGUGGAUCCUGCUGAACAUUUUAUUCUAAAAAAUUAUGACAUCUUAAACUUUUCAAUGAGAGAUAUUGACCGCCUUGGAAUCCAGAAGGUCAUGGAACAGACAUUUGAACAACUGAUCAGCAAAAAACAAAGACCAAUUCAUCUAAGCUUUGAUAUUGAUGCUUUCGACCCUUCACUGGCUCCAGCAACAGGAACUCCAGUUGUCGGUGGGUUGACUUAUCGAGAAGGCAUGUAUAUUACAGAGGAAAUACAUAACACAGAUGUUUCUUAGACUCCCCAAAUGAAAAUGGAUGCCUAAGAAGAAUUAGAAGCUCCAUCAUUAAAACUUUUUGGUCUUGAAUCCAUGGAAAUAUGCAUCCUAAUUAAAACUCAUUUAUUCAACAGUUAAUGUUUCUUUAAUUUUUUGUUGACCCUCCUACCUGUGUUGACAACAUUUUGAGUUCUAGUCACGUUUUUUGGUCUAAUCAGAUAUAAUCUGUGGAAGGCUAGCAUGUAUAAAAGAACAUUAUAAUCAAAGAGGAAGCAGGAUAGCUUUGUCCUUAAGAGUAACAAGGUUAAUGCUUGAAUCAUUUCUCUAGUUCUAGACUUUCUUAGUGAUCAGGCAAGGAAAAAAAGCUAGAGAACUUGUCAAAGUCUUCCUAACGAAGAAGAUAGCAUUUCUAUUUUAUGACCAGCCAGCCAGUAUAAAUUUUUAGAAAAACAGACUUGGCAAGUUCCAUCCCACCCUCAAUCUCUUAUUUCUAGCUUUGACUAUUUUUCCUCAGUCAUAAUUGUAAAGGAAAAAAUAGAAAUUGAGCUUCCUCAAAGCAGAGGAAAAAUAAUAGUUACAGACUGGCUCAUUGCAUUAAGGUAAAAAUCAAGUGAAAGGUAAAAUCCCUGGUGAAAAAAUCUGGGGAAGAUUAUGGAUUUUUGUGUGUGGAAAAAAUAAAAAAUCACCUUGAGUGAUAAAGUAAUGAAAACAAGUUUGAUCUUCAGCAGUUAGGAAAGGACAGAUCAUAUUAAGGUUUGUCUGAGGGUUUUAAUUUAGUAUCUUUUUUUUAAUUGAAAAAUUAAGAGUGAAUGGCCAAUAGAGGUGCAUGUUCUUAUAAAAACUACUAAACAAAAAAUCUUUUAGCCUACUAAACAAUGUGACAGAUGGCUAAACAUCCUGGCUAGCUAACAUCAUUCAUUUUGAUUGCAUACUUUUAAAUUUUGUUUUCUUAACAUGUUUUCUUAUCAUGGCAGCACAUUUGAAGUAGGAUAUCAAAAGUAGAAGUCAAAAUACUUAGGCCACAGGCCUUUUAAAAUAAGAGGUAAAUCUCCAGAAAUAAGCACCAUGCUAGGGCUCUGACUAGGUUAACAAACCACCCUCCCUCUAGUAGAAAUACAACCAGUAAAGAAAACAGAAUUCCACUUUACUUCCUAGAGUAAAAGUUAUAUAUUUCAGUAGACGAAUGUUAAAUAUCAUAGCAGCUUGAACCAUUACAAUAUAGCUUCCUGAAAUAAGUAGUUGGAAGCUGGCUACUUUUCUCUCCCAGUCCUAUUGA
This is a messenger RNA of Antechinus flavipes (yellow-footed antechinus), 2372 nucleotides long. It is a transcript of the gene ARG2, whose product is annotated as arginase 2. The coding region runs from base 248 to 1117 and encodes 289 amino acids. NCBI's taxonomy places the organism in Eukaryota, Metazoa, Chordata, Mammalia, Dasyuromorphia, Dasyuridae. Gene Ontology annotation, molecular function: manganese ion binding; arginase activity. Gene Ontology annotation, cellular component: mitochondrion; cytoplasm. The transcript has 8 exons. The record is from RefSeq and is a predicted model, not a curated record.